AAAAAAUUGCUUGAUUCAUGAGUCCAUCAAGUUAAUAAAUGAAAGGAAACAGCUGUUUACGUCCAACCAUGUCCAAAAAAGAAUGAAAAAAAGACAGAAACAGAAAGUGACCAAAGGAGACUUUAAUUAAUAUCUUUCCGACGAGAAUGGAAACUGUAAGAAGAACAAUCCCAGAGGCGUUACUGGUUGAGAUACUUGCAAGAUUACCGGUGAGAAGCAUCGCAAGAUUCAAAUCAGUCUGCAAAAGAUGGAAAUCUGUUAUAGAAUCGGACUACAUCCGCCGGCUCUUUGUCUCCCUCCACCGACACUCCUCCUCCUCAUGGUCUCUCAUGUUCAGAACCGAGUACUGUCGUCACAUCACACAACCCAUAGGCUUCCACGGAUGCGAAACAUGGGAUCUUCCCAAAUCACUUGUUUCUUAUAUCAUGCCUUUCCAACGGUAUCCGAAUCUCCCUACCUCUGAAUACUACUUUAAAGCUUCUUCAAACGGAUUGAUCUGGAUCGAUGUCUUUCUUUCCCGUAAUCAGAACAUGGUUUACAGCUAUAAAUCUUUCGUUGGUAAUCCAGUUUUACAGCAAUGGGUUGAGAUCCCUCCAGCUCCUGAUCCAUGGGCUAAAAGUAAAAUCCCUUGGUAUCAGAAUCCAUUUUCUGCCGUCGGUAUGGUGACCCGUGUUGAGCACGGCAUCGUUUCGAGCUUCAAAAUGGUUAGGACGAUCCAAAUGGAAAUGUUUGAUCGUAAAGUUGAAGGAAUGUAUCUAUGGAGAGUUUGUGUGUAUUCGUCUGAGACAGGUUUAUGGACUAUCAAGAAACUUUUCUCCACCCGAGCCGUCGGCAACUAUGGUUUUGAUUCUCUAAACGGGGUUCUUUAUAUGUGGGAUAGGUUUAUGUUUUGUAAUGGACCUGGUGUCCUUAUAGCUCAUGACUUUUAUGGCCCUGAAGCUGAUGAUCAAUGUCAGAUUAUACCUCUCCCUGGCGUGGAUCACAAAAAAGCUCGGAGAUGCUUGACUACUUCAGUAGAAGAUGUUAUCUUCAUCGAAGCUAUAUAUCGAAGAUUGAGUGUAUGGAGGCUGAAUAACGAAGAUAUCAGUGAAAGGUGGCAGCUGAUUUGGGAAAUUAACAUGCCGUCUGUUGUAUCUGAUGUCAACUGUUUCCCCCUGGCAAUGAAUCCGUUUGAUUCUGGUAUCGUCUAUCUGUGGUUACGUCAAGACCGUUGUUUGGCAUCUGGUAACUUGCGGACAGAAGAGUUUAUUGUUCAUCAAGAAUCAGAUGAUUGGAGUAGUAGUAGUGAAGGUGAUUGUUGUCGCAUAAACAAUUCAGAUACUGCAGGGCACCUGGAAGAAUUUUGCAAUGGAGUCGUUAUGUUAUCCCAGUUUGUGCUCCCACGUUGGAUGGACUCCGUACCCCAACCGCCAACUUGAUUAUCCUUCUUAGGGGAUUAGUAACUUUCCAUUUUGACGACAAAAAAAAAAAAAGCUUUUUCUUCGGUGUUUAUGUAUUCAGCAUGCUGUAGCAUGAGCUGUGCAACGUAUUAAUAAUCAAUUUUUUUUGGCAGUGC
Camelina sativa (false flax) is the source of this 1555-nucleotide messenger RNA. Its product is annotated as F-box protein At1g49990. NCBI's taxonomy places the organism in Eukaryota, Viridiplantae, Streptophyta, Magnoliopsida, Brassicales, Brassicaceae. Gene Ontology annotation, molecular function: protein binding. The record is from RefSeq and is a predicted model, not a curated record.